This is a messenger RNA of Salarias fasciatus (jewelled blenny), 2759 nucleotides long. It is a transcript of the gene pars2, whose product is annotated as prolyl-tRNA synthetase 2, mitochondrial. The transcript has 4 exons. The record is from RefSeq and is a predicted model, not a curated record. Gene Ontology annotation, biological process: prolyl-tRNA aminoacylation. Lineage: Eukaryota; Metazoa; Chordata; Actinopteri; Blenniiformes; Blenniidae. Gene Ontology annotation, cellular component: cytoplasm; mitochondrion. Bases 941 to 2383 code for a protein of 480 amino acids. Gene Ontology annotation, molecular function: proline-tRNA ligase activity; ATP binding.
UUUAACAAUAUGCUAACCCUACAAACCCAUGUUUAGAAAAUUGAUAUGAAAUGUGCCAAACAUGGAGGUUACAGUAUGUUUGAACUCAAAAGGAAAGCUUUUAAUUGAGGGACUAAAAUUGAAUCAUAUAUAAUUAAAGAAAAUAAUAAAGAAAAUAAAGAUUGCAGCUCAACUGUAACAAACCUUCUGUUUUUGAAUAAAUUCAGACCUAUUUACAGUUUGUUUAAUGAGGACCAUAAGGAAGUUGAUUUCAGAAAGGUAAUUCAUUCACUAUAUGUUAGUUUGCACUGGAUUAAGGACAGUGCCGAAAUAGGUUUAGAGAUCCAACAGAACAGAAAUUACUAAUCUCAGAGGGCCAUUCUUUUCGGCAUUGCUCCACAUAGAAAGAAUGCAGAGAAUAAAUAGAAGUUAAAAUGUCAAUAAGAUAGGAUCAAAAUUAAAUAAAUCAUAUUAAAAUGUACAGCCUAAGGGCCUUUUUAUGUUUGGGGCUUUGUUGUUCCUCACCCAGCCCAGUUUAAGGUCAACAUCAUGUAUCCAAAAUGUUCACACAGACCCACUGGAUUGAAAUGAGGGGCUGGGACAUCCUGUUCCUCUUCAGGCCUCCUUGGUUUUUGUCACACUGACAUUAGAAGGCCAACACAGAGAAUCGCUAUGGCACAAUUUCCUAACUGUAACCAAGGAAGGUCCAUCCUUGUGAGUGGCUGGAAAAGGCUGUGUACCUCCCCUGCUCAGCGCCGUCUCUCCUCCAGGCCUGCAGGGGGCGGCAGAGCACGUCAGCUUGCUGACAGGAAGUGACCGUGACGGACGGGCAGCAUGACUGCUGCGGAGCGCUCACCUUUAGCAGCUUGUCAACUUACCUAAGAUGUUCAUGUAGUUAUUUACUGUAGUCGGACUGAACCGUCUGUCAGUAUCUGUGUGGAGCAGCACACUUGGAAUUACCAUGGAGCCCGCAAUAUAUCCAGUGUGGCAGAGGGUCUUUCACCGGUUCUACAGAGGCUUGACCCUUCCUAAGAGGAGCCAUUCAAGUUGUGCCGACCCUGCGACUCCGUCUCCAUCUAGACGCAGCCAACCCACACUGCUGGUGUCCCGCCUUUACCAACCCGCAAACCUGCGGGAUGUGGGACAAGACAGCCGGCUUUCAGUAGAGAUGACCUGUAAGAGCCAGAGACUCAUGCAACAGGCAGGGCUUAUCCAUCCAUCCAACCCAGGGUGCUACUACUAUCUUCCUGCCACUGUACGCUCCAUGGAGAAACUGGUGAGAGUAAUUGAUCAAGAAAUGCAGGCGAUUGGUGGUCAGAAGAUAGACAUGCCCAGUUUGUGUUCAGCGGACCUGUGGAAGACCAGUGAGCGCUGGGAUUUGAUGGGCAAGGAACUGUUCCGCCUGAAGGACCGCCACGACGCCGAUUACUGCCUGGGUCCCACACACGAGGAGGUGGUGACAACUCUCAUUGCCCACCAGGCGAAUCUCUCUUACAAGCAGCUCCCUCUCCUUCUUUAUCAAAUCACUCGGAAAUUCAGAGAUGAGCCAAAGCCAAAGUUUGGUCUUCUUCGUGGGAGAGAGUUUUACAUGAAGGACAUGUACUCAUUUGAUGUGAGUGAAGAAGCUGCUUACCAGACCUACGAAUCUGUAUGCCAGGCAUACACGCAGCUCUUUGCCAGGUUGGGACUGCGCUGCGUCCAGGUGCAGGCUGACACGGGAAACAUUGGUGGGAAGUUAUCCCACGAGUUCCAGCUGCCGGCAGACAUCGGUGAAGACCGUCUUCUAGUUUGUGGAAGCUGCUCUUUCUCUGCCAACGUGGAGACCAUGUCAUCGGAUAUCAGUGCCUGCCCCCAGUGCAAAACUGGAACACUUGUAGAGUCAAAGGGUAUAGAAGUAGGUCACACCUUUUACUUGGGGAAAAAGUACUCCCAUAUAUUUAAAGCCAGCUUUAGUAAUGCCCAGAACAAACCGAGUAUUGCUGAGAUGGGCUGCUUUGGUCUUGGGGUCACUCGAAUUCUUGCUGCUGCAAUAGAGGUGAUGUCAACAGAAGAAGGGAUCCGCUGGCCAGGGCUCAUUGCUCCUUAUCAGGUGUGUGUCUUACCACCUAAAAAGGGCAGUAAAGCAGACGAAGCAGGAGUGGUGGCAGAGGAGCUGGUUCAUUCUUUGGGAAACACACUGCCCCAUUUGAGAGGUGAAGUUGUUUUUGAUGACCGCACACAGAUGACCAUUGGAAAGAGGCUGAAGGAUGCCAGCAGACUGGGUUACCCAUAUGUUAUUGUAGUGGGACAGGGAGCUUUGGAGGACCCACCUACAUUUGAGGUAAUGUGUCAGCAGACAGGUGAAACCAUGUUUCUCAGUAAAGAUGGACUACUAGAUCUACUGGGAAGAGUAGAAACAGUAUGAGCAACACUGAAUGUGGAAUGAUGUCCAUACUUGUCUAAGGACCUGGCCAACAGACAUUUAAUCUUUUUUUAACGGUUGUAUUCACACACUGAGGUUUAGUCCAGCAUAGCUCUUGGAUGAUAAAAACAUUUGGGUUUCAUGUGAAAGACGAGAACCACAGCUCUGCUGUUUGUUUUUGUGCAUAAAACAUUGUCUUCGGGAUGAAUGCUCUUUUGAUUUAUCUAUGUUUAUAUCUGUUUAUCAACUUUCAUGGUACAAAUCAUUGCUGGUAUUUCAUGAAUAUGUAAAUAAAACCAUCAUGGUGCUUUGGGAAAUGUAAAAAAUAAGUUUAUAGUUUUGUGAUGGGAGACUGUUGAGUGAAAAUAAAGAGUUUGAA